AUGGGCGAAGAGCUCUCCGAAUUCGAAAAGCAACGUCUUGCCAAUAUCGCAGAACGCGAUGCGCUUCUCAAGAAGCUUAGCCUUGACGCGCAAUCGGCGGGGGUCUUCCCCCCUAAGAUGCCGAGAGGUACAACUGGUGAUCAAUCGAAACCGAAGAAGAAGCCUGCGCCGAAGAAAGUAAAGACGGAAGAGUCUCCACUACCUCGUCGCACAUCUUCGCGAUUGAAGGGAAUCGCGGCGGAUAGUGAGGUUGCGAAACGAAAGGCGGAUGAGGAAUAUGAUCGCAGGCAGGAGGAGGAGAGGGUGAAGAGGGUCCGGAAGUCAGAAUCUUUCUCCUUCAAUGAUAUAUUCGUGUCGGGUCAGAAAUUGUCUGGGGAUGCAUUGAUUGGCGUGGAUGUGGUCACCAAGGGAGUCGCAGUGCCCUACCAGCGAACAUUCGGAGAAGAUGACAUCAAAUCGACCGAUGACAAGGAUUUGAAGGCUCUCAGGAAAGAGAUGAAUGGGUUAAGCCUUUGGGAACCCUGGGAACCUAACCGUAUCAAGCUCACACCCGAAAGAGUAUACACCAUGACGUUCCACCCAUCGGAGGCCAAGCCGUUGAUAUUUGCCGGAGAUAAAAUGGGCCAUCUCGGGAUCCUCGACGCCUCUCAGGAGAAGCCAAUCUCCGCCCUAAAGAAUGAAGACGAAGACGAAGACGACGAAGACCCAGACCCAGUGCUUGUUACACUUAAACCUCACACGCGAACCAUCAGCUCAAUGACAAUCCAUCCCUCGAAACCCACACACCUUUACACUGCUAGCUACGACAGCUCCAUCCGCGAGAUGGACCUUGAGAAGACUUCAUCGGUUGAAAAGUACGCACCGGAGUCUACAUCAGAAGACGUCCCCAUUUCCGGCCUUGACAUGACCGCCUCAGAUCCCAAUGUAAUAUACUGGACCACCCUAGAUGGCGCAUUUGGCCAAUACGACAUGCGCACCAAGCGACAAAGCUCUGCUGCUACCUGGCAACUGUCAGAGAAGAAAAUCGGUGGCUUUUCUCUCUACCAAACACACCCCCACUACUUUGCAACAGCCAGUCUCGACCGCACCAUGCGCCUCUGGGACCUCCGCAAGCUAUCUCAUACCGAUCCCACCCCUAUCGGCGAACACCAAAGUCGCCUGUCAGUCUCACAUGCAGCCUUUAACAGCGCGGGACAAAUAGCAACGUCUUCCUAUGACGAUACGCUCAAAAUUUACGACUUUAGCCCCAAGGGAAUUGCCACAUGGAAACCAGGACACGCCCUUGACGACUCCAAGAUGAAACCCGAUACUGUUGUACGGCAUAACUGCCAAACUGGACGAUGGGUUACCAUUCUGCGCCCUCAAUGGCAAAUUAACCCACAGUCAUCCAUCCAACGGUUCUGCAUUGGAAACAUGAACCGCUUUGUUGAUAUUUACAGCGGCUCAGGAGACCAGCUGGCACAGCUUGGAGGUGAUGGUAUUACAGCCGUCCCUGCUGUCGCUGUUUUCCACAGAAGCAAGAACUGGGUUGCGGGCGGAACGGCCAGUGGGAAGAUCUGUUUGUGGAUGUAG
Molecule: messenger RNA, 1572 nt
Organism: Aspergillus puulaauensis
Lineage: Eukaryota; Fungi; Ascomycota; Eurotiomycetes; Eurotiales; Aspergillaceae
Product: WD domain protein
Exons: 3
Coding region: 1-1572 (523 amino acids)
Biological process (GO): regulation of DNA damage checkpoint
Cellular component (GO): nucleus
Molecular function (GO): protein binding; DNA binding
Source: RefSeq, a predicted model, not a curated record